Messenger RNA from Didymella exigua CBS 183.55, 1410 nucleotides. RefSeq lists its product as uncharacterized. Bases 1 to 1410 code for a protein of 469 amino acids. Gene Ontology annotation, molecular function: DNA-binding transcription factor activity, RNA polymerase II-specific; sequence-specific DNA binding. Gene Ontology annotation, cellular component: nucleus. The transcript has 3 exons. Gene Ontology annotation, biological process: regulation of transcription by RNA polymerase II. The record is from RefSeq and is a predicted model, not a curated record. Lineage: Eukaryota; Fungi; Ascomycota; Dothideomycetes; Pleosporales; Didymellaceae.
AUGGCGCCCAGAGACGUCAACCGCUACUCGCUCUUCCGUGACGGUGAGGCAGAUCUUCCGAAACCUUUUCCUCCCGGGGAUCCUUCCAAGAACCCGUUUCUCAACCAAGUAGCAGACAAUCCUUCGCCAUGGCAAGAUGUCAAAAAGCGUGGAGGUCCUCAAGCACCUGUUGCGGUACCAGCCCAUACACUAGUCAUCAAAGAUUCGGACAGGCCAGCAGAUCUACGUACGUCAAGUAAUACACAGGUACGUUCGCGCGCCGUCUCCAGUGCCACAACGGCCAGCGAUAAACCAUACGACCCACAUGAGAACUGGUGCGGCGCCUGCAGCGUAAGGUUCUCCAACAAAACUGGCCUACAAAACCACAUCAAGCAAACGCCAGACCACAAGCACUACUGUAACCUCUGCGUCCGCGUGUUCAAGGACCGUAAUGGUCUCAAGAACCACGUCGACCACACCAGAGGCCACGAGACCUUCUGCAACCUUUGUCUCAGCGCCUUCAAAGAUGAAUGGGGUCUGAAGAACCACUUCGAGAAUAACUACCAGGUCGACCAUCGGUUUGUGUGCCUGAUGUGCCUGCUAGGCUUUCACAGUCAAGUGGAGCUUGAUAGGCACCUGAAAACUUCCAAGAAGCACACUUGGUGUAUGACGUGCAAGAAGCCGUUCUUUUCUCAAGAAGACCGCGACAAACACUGGAGGACUACGACAGCUCAUAGGCACUGCCUUCAGGUGGGCUGCGACUUCGAUGCUCCUGACCUUGCUACACUGGAAGGACACUAUGAACGGGACCACUUUAGAUGUGAUGGCUGCAAGCGGAUUCUCCCGAGCCAGACGAAGCUUUACCAACACCAGGAAGUCUGCAACUUGCCAGUGCCGUGUCCUCAUUGUGGUGAGCCAUGCGCCGGUCAGGGCGGACUUGCUCGACACCUCAAGCAAUGCUUUGCUUGCGAUGAUUGCGGCUUCUAUACACCUCAGGAGAGUAACUUGCACAUUCACAUGACGAAGCACGCUGCCGCUGCGAUCCCAUGCUGGGGCUGCAGCCUACCCAUGCGCAAAUUCUCGAGCCUGAUUGAUCACCUGGAAGCCGGCGCAUGCCCCGAAUUUCAGGACCCUUCACUCCUCCUACAGGCCGUCGGCGAAUGGUGGUACUCACCACUGUUCAUGGAUCUCGACAUUCACGCGCAGAUCCGCACUGGCCGCAUCGACGUCAGCGAGGUGCACGAGUGGAUGAAUGCUGGCAUUCUGAUGCCGUUCAUUUGCCGCGAAGAGGGCUGCAAGAAGGCGUUCGGUCACUUGAGCUCACUAGUGCUGCACUUGGAAAGCCAGAUUUGCGGCUGGGAUAUUGAGCGCCUUAAUGCGCCUGGGCUGGAGGCACUGUUCAAGGGAGGAUGCUUGAGGCGAGAUAGCUGA